GCAAUUUUGAAAUUAUUCUAGCAAAAGAACUCUGAAAAUAGCCAGAUCUAGCCUUAAAAUAGCUAAGUUGGCAACAGUGAACUGCACACGUUUUCAUCUGUGGCGCAUACGAGUGAGUUUUUGUUUUUCAUUUAAUUAUAAAUUGAAAUAUUGCAUCAGUUUGGCAAAGAACAAUUACUUAAACGGUGUCGCAUAUUACGAUAGCUUUAUUGUAGACAACAGCAAGCAUGCCGGAAGAAGAACAAACAAGCAGCGCAGAGACGCCAACCGGUGACGGUGGUCCACCAAAGACGGCUAAACAAUUGGAAAAGGAGGCUAAAAAAGCUGAGAAAUUAGCCAAAUUGCAGGCGAAAUUGGACAAGAAGGCAGCAGCAGUACCAGCGGCAGCCGAGAAAAAGGAGAAACCCGAGAAACGAACCAAGGAGACGAAAGAGUCUGCAAUUUACACGGCCAACACAGCUCCUGGCGAUAAGAAGGACAUCAGUGGAGCUCUGCCGGAUGCGUACAGUCCACGCUUUGUGGAGGCUCAGUGGUAUAGCUGGUGGGAGAAGCAGGGAUUCUUUAAACCUGAAUAUGGGCGUGAUUCGAUUUCAACACCCAAUCCGAAUGGAAACUUCAUUAUGGUCAUUCCUCCACCGAAUGUGACGGGUUCACUGCAUUUGGGACACGCACUGACCAAUGCUAUCGAGGAUGCCAUCACGCGUUACCAGCGCAUGAAGGGACGCACCACUCUGUGGGUGCCUGGAUGUGAUCAUGCCGGCAUUGCCACCCAGGUGGUGGUGGAGAAGCUGCUCUGGCGCGAGGAAGGCUUGUCACGUCACGAUCUUGGCCGUGAGAAGUUCAUUGAACGCAUCUGGAAUUGGCGACGCGAGAAAGGCGGUCGUAUCUAUGAUCAGCUGAAGGCUCUGGGUUCGUCUUACGAUUGGUCACGUGUGGCCUUCACCAUGGAUCCCAAACUGUGCCGUGCCGUCACCGAGGCCUUUGUGCGUCUGCAUGAAGAGGGCAGCAUCUAUCGCAGCUCACGUUUGGUCAACUGGUCGUGCACUCUGCGCUCCGCCAUUUCGGACAUUGAAGUGGACAAAGUGGUGCUGCCGGGACGCACCUUCCUGGCCAUACCCGGCUACAAGGACAAGGUGGAAUUCGGCGUGAUUAUCAAGUUUGCCUACAAAGUGGAAGACAGCGACGAAGAGAUCAUUGUAGCUACCACACGUGUUGAGACCAUGCUGGGAGACACAGCUGUGGCCGUCCAUCCCCAGGAUGAACGCUAUAAGCAUCUGCAUGGCAAGCAUGUGGUGCAUCCCUUCUGUGAUCGCCGCCUGCCCAUUGUGUGCGAUGAGUUUGUGGACAUUAAUUUUGGUACUGGCGCCGUUAAGAUUACGCCCGCUCAUGAUGCCAAUGAUUACGAAGUGGGCAAACGCUGCAAUCUGCCCUUCAUCACUAUCUUCAAUGACGAUGGAUUCGUCAUUGGCGACUAUGGGGAGUUUACUGGUCUUAAACGUUUCGACUGCCGCAAACAGAUCCUGGAGAAACUUAAACAGCUUGGACUCUACCGCGAGACACUCGAUCAUGAGAUGGUGGUGCCCAUUUGCAGUCGCUCCAAGGAUGUGGUUGAACCGCUCAUCAAGCCCCAGUGGUAUGUCAGUUGCUCGGACAUGGCUGCUGCCGCCACGGAUGCUGUGCGUUCUGGCGAGCUAAAGAUUUUGCCGGAGCAUCACACAAAGACCUGGUACCAUUGGAUGGAGGGCAUACGCGACUGGUGUGUCUCCCGCCAGCUCUGGUGGGGUCAUCGCAUACCCGCUUACCAUGUCAGCUUCAAGGAUGCAAGCGUCCAGGCAGGCACGCCUGAUGAUGAGAAGUAUUGGAUUGUGGCGCGCAGUGAAGAGGAAGCGCUCAGCAAGGCCGCUGCACGCUUUAAAGUGGAUGCCAGCCAGAUUGUAUUGCAGCAGGAUGAGGAUGUGCUAGACACUUGGUUCAGCUCUGGGCUGUUCCCCUUCUCCGUGUUCGGCUGGCCGGACAACACCGCCGACAUGCAGGCAUUCUAUCCGACCUCGUUGCUGGAGACGGGACACGAUAUUCUUUUCUUUUGGGUGGCACGCAUGGUAUUCUUUGGCCAGAAGCUAUUGGGCAAACUGCCCUUCAAGGAGGUCUAUUUACAUCCGAUGGUGCGCGAUGCCCAUGGACGUAAGAUGUCCAAAUCUUUGGGCAAUGUCAUCGAUCCCAUGGACGUCAUACAUGGAAUCACUUUGGAAGGUCUGCACGAGCAGCUCAUUGGUUCCAAUCUUGAUCCACGUGAGAUUGAGAAAGCCAAAUUGGGCCAGAAGCAAGAUUACCCAACGGGCAUACCCGAAUGUGGUUCGGAUGCGCUACGCUUUGCCCUCUGCGCCUACAUUACCCAAGCGCGUGACAUCAAUCUGGACAUCAAUCGCGUCCAGGGCUAUCGUUUCUUCUGCAACAAACUGUGGAAUGCCACCAAAUUCGCACUGCUCUAUUUCACCGGCAAUGAGCUCUACAAUACACAGCUGACGCUUAAUGAUCAGUCGAAUCCGAUGGACGCCUGGAUCCUCUCUCGAUUGGCGUAUGCCAUUGAAGUCUGCAAUUCGGGCUUUGAUUCUUACGAGUUUGCGGAUGUGACCAGUGCUUGUUAUGCCUUCUGGCUGUACGACUUGUGCGAUGUGUACUUGGAGUGCCUGAAGCCAAUUUUCCAAAGCGGCAGUGCUGAGCAGCAGGCAGCAGCCAGACGUACACUCUAUGUUUGCUUGGACUUUGGAUUGCGUCUGCUCCAUCCCUUCAUGCCCUUCAUUACUGAGGAGCUGUAUCAGCGAUUGCCUCGCGCCGAUUCCACGCCCAGCAUAUGCGUAUCCAGUUAUCCAAGCAAAACUUCUUGGCGCAGCAAACAAAUCGAGGCUGAUGUGGAAUUUGUGCAGAAAGCAGCGCGUGUCAUUCGCUCGGCGCGUUCGGAUUACAAUUUGCCGAAUAAGACCAAGACGGAGGCUUACAUUGUGUGCACCGAUGAUGCGCCCAAUGCAAUACUCAAGCGAUAUGCCAGCGACUUGUCCACCAUCGCCUACUGUUCCACUGUGACCUUUGACAGCGCACCGCCAGCUGGUUGCGCCAUUCUCACAGUGUCCGGUCAGUGUGAGGUGCAUCUGCUGCUCAAGGGACUCAUCGAGGCAGACAAGGAGAUUGCCAAGCUGCACAAGAAACGCGAUCAACUGGAACAGAGUGUCAGCAAGCUAACCCAAGCCAAGCAAGCAUCCGAUUAUGCCACCAAGGUGCCAGCCGAGGUGCAAACAGCCAAUGAGACAAAACUCACGGAAUCCCGUACGGAAAUCGAACGCAUUACUGCGGCUAUUGAGACCCUGAAACUAAUGUGAACCCAGAAGAGUCCUUAAGCUGGACAGAAUCUACAUCAUUAUCUUGAUAUUGUCUAAAGUGCUUGACUAAAGUCGCUACAAGAAAAAAAAAACAAUGGAUAAACAAGCUAAAAUGCAUUUUGCUUUAAAGUUUUAAGUUGAAAACAAUAGCUACAAUUUAUAAAAUAUGUGCUAAUUUAUUAAAUAUUACGGAUGAACUUAUUAAAAUGCCUAUGAAUGAAACGGAAA
This is a messenger RNA of Drosophila innubila, 3602 nucleotides long. It is a transcript of the gene ValRS, whose product is annotated as valine--tRNA ligase. The transcript is spliced from 5 exons. Bases 228 to 3374 code for a protein of 1048 amino acids. Gene Ontology annotation, cellular component: cytosol. Gene Ontology annotation, biological process: valyl-tRNA aminoacylation. Gene Ontology annotation, molecular function: valine-tRNA ligase activity; ATP binding; aminoacyl-tRNA deacylase activity. The record is from RefSeq and is a predicted model, not a curated record. NCBI's taxonomy places the organism in Eukaryota, Metazoa, Arthropoda, Insecta, Diptera, Drosophilidae.